AUGAACCCUGAGUGGUACGUAACCUCCGCGCGACGCCCACCGCCACAGGCCGGGGAACAGCGCCGCCAGAUCUGGGGAUACGACUACCUCUUCAAGCUCCUCCUCAUCGGUGACUCUGGUGUCGGAAAGUCGUGCCUGCUCCUCCGUUUCGCCGACGACACAUACACCGAGAGCUACAUCUCGACCAUCGGUGUCGACUUUAAAAUCCGAACAAUCGAGCUCGAUGGCAAGACGGUGAAGCUACAGAUUUGGGAUACCGCCGGCCAGGAGCGCUUCCGAACCAUCACAUCCUCGUACUACCGCGGCGCCCACGGCAUCUGCGUCGUCUACGAUGUCACCGACAUGGACUCUUUCAACAACGUAAAGCAGUGGCUGCAGGAGAUUGACCGAUACGCAACCGAGGGCGUCAACAAGCUGUUGGUCGGCAACAAGUCCGAUAUGGCGGACAAGAAGGUUGUCGAGUACACCGUAGCAAAGGAGUUCGCAGACAGCCUCGGCAUCCCCUUCCUCGAGACCUCCGCAAAGAGCGCCACCAACGUCGAGCAAGCUUUCCUGACCAUGGCCCGCCAGAUCAAGGAGCGCAUGGGUACCACAACCGCCAACACCAAGCCCACAGUCCCCAUCGGCCAGGGCCAGGGUGUCCAAAACGGAUCCGGCGGUGGUUGCUGCUAG
This is a messenger RNA of Alternaria infectoria, 672 nucleotides long. RefSeq names its product GTP-binding protein of the rab (gene YPT1). The transcript is spliced from 5 exons. The coding region runs from base 1 to 672 and encodes 223 amino acids. Gene Ontology annotation, molecular function: GTPase activity; GTP binding. Gene Ontology annotation, biological process: protein secretion; regulation of exocytosis. The record is from RefSeq and is a predicted model, not a curated record. Lineage: Eukaryota; Fungi; Ascomycota; Dothideomycetes; Pleosporales; Pleosporaceae.